Orbicella faveolata is the source of this 3819-nucleotide messenger RNA. Its product is annotated as unconventional myosin-Ia-like. Gene Ontology annotation, cellular component: microvillus; actin cytoskeleton; cytoplasm. The record is from RefSeq and is a predicted model, not a curated record. Lineage: Eukaryota; Metazoa; Cnidaria; Anthozoa; Scleractinia; Merulinidae. Gene Ontology annotation, biological process: actin filament-based movement; endocytosis; actin filament organization. Gene Ontology annotation, molecular function: actin filament binding; microfilament motor activity; ATP binding.
UUCUUCGGGGUAAGGGUUAACCAGGGCAACGCCGGGGCGAUUUCGAAUGAAAAGUUUGCCAAAAUUCUCUCCUUCUCUUGGAAUUUAAGCCUCGCAGAUGCUUAAUAAUAAUGAAUUUGACGAGCAAGCAUAAUUUGGAGUUUGGGAAUUGACGUUCGCGCUUUCAAGCUGGUUUUUCCGUCGGGCGCCAAAGGAAGAGAUACUGAUCAAGCUAAAUGCUGUACAGAUGGUUUUUAACCUAAGGAUAGAAACUUCCUGAAGUUGUGAUACCAACAAACGAGCCAUGACUGAAACAGGAGGCCAGGUAGCAGGGGGUGGACGGAGCAUGCUGGACAACAUGGUUGGAGUCAGUGACAUGGUGCUUCUGGAGCCCUUAUCUGAAGAUGGCUUGAUAGAGAACCUGUGGGAUAGAUACAACAAUAAAGAUAUCUAUACAUACAUUGGGAAUGUGGUGGUAUCAAUUAACCCUUAUCGCAAAUUCAACUUAUACACACCUGAAAGGAUUUCUGAGUACAGAUCUAGAAACAUCUAUGAAUUACCCCCACACAUAUUCGCUAUUGCUGAUGUCGCUUACCGAUCCAUGAGAGACUACAACCAGGACCAGUGUAUUCUUAUCACUGGGGAGAGUGGUGCUGGCAAAACAGAGGCAUCAAAGGUUGUUAUGCAGUAUGUUGCAGCGGUGUCUGGCAAAGGCUGGGAAGUGGACAGGGUCAAGGAACAGUUGCUGCAAUCUAAUCCAGUUUUAGAAGCUUUUGGCAAUGCAAAGACACUUAGGAAUGACAACUCGUCACGAUUUGGCAAAUACAUGGACAUUGAGUUUGACUUCAAGGGAGAUCCUGUUGGAGGAGUUAUCACUAAGUAUUUGUUGGAAAAGUCACGCGUGGUUCACCAAGUACAAGGAGAAAGAAAUUUCCACAUUUUCUACCACCUUCUUUCUGGUGCCUCUGAUGAGUUUCUUGGCAAAAUUAAUCUCGAAAGGGACUGUAGUACUUACAAUUACCUCAAUCAAAGUGGAUGUACAAAAGUCGACACAAUUGAUGACAAGAAGGACUUUUUAGUAGUUGAGAGGGCAAUGGACAUUGUGGGGUUUACUCAGGAUGAGAAGCAGUCCAUCUACACUCUUUUAUCUGCUAUCCUGAACCUUGGAAACGUUACAUUUGACGAAGUUUUUGAUAAAGGCAGCGGACAUAAUAUGCAUGAUGCAGUUGCUCUCACAAAUGAGAAAUAUUUGGACUGGGCUUGUGAGAUGUUGCAGUGUGGAACUCAUUUACUCAAGGAUGCCCUGACAAAGAGAACUGUGGAAGCUGGAAAUGAGAGAAUGACCACCCCGCUUACACCUGCACAAGCUUACUAUGCAAGAGAUGCACUCUCUAAAGCAACUUAUCGAAGGAUGUUUUCUUGGUUAAUUCAAAGAGUCAAUGAUAGUAUAAAGGUGAAAAAGAGGGGCAAGAGAAAAGUGAUCGGUGUUUUGGACAUCUAUGGAUUUGAAAUAUUUAAGAGGAACAGUUUUGAGCAGUUCAUUAUCAAUUACUGCAAUGAGAAGCUACAACAGAUUUUUAUCGAGCUGACCCUUCAGUCUGAACAAGAGGAGUAUGUUAGAGAGGGUAUUGAGUGGACAGCAAUAGAGUAUUUCAACAAUGCAAUCAUCUGUGACUUGAUUGAAAAGAGUCAUGUUGGUAUCAUAUCCCUUCUUGAUGAGGAAUGUUUGCGACCAGGAGAGGUCAGCGAUGAGACGUUACUGGCCAAGCUCAACAAACACUGUAUCGAGCAUCCGCACUUUGAGAGCAGAGCGAGCAAGAAAUUCCUGUCAGAUCUCUCCCUGCCUCACGACUGUUUCAGACUAAAACACUAUGCUGGAAGUGUUACAUAUUGUGUGACUGGUUUUAUGGACAAGAACAACGAUCUGUUGUACAGAGACCUUUCGCAGUGUCUGUAUGCAUGUGGUCACCCACUGGCCAAGACGCUGUUCCCAGAAGGUUGCCCUGGCAAGGCAUCAAAGAAGAGACCUCCUACAACAGGAACUCAGUUCAAGGUUUCAGUCUCCGAGCUGACGAAGAAUCUAAAGUCCAAGAACCCUCAUUACAUCAGAUGCAUUAAGCCAAACGACAAAAAAGUAGCGGGGCUUUUUGAUGAUAAACUAGUCCGACAUCAAGUCCGAUAUCUUGGUUUGAUGGAGAACGUUCGUGUCAGAAGAGCAGGAUUUGCAUUCAGACAAGAGUACGACGUGGCUCUUGAGAGGUACAAGAUGCUUUGUGAUAAAACUUGGCCAAACUGGGUAGGCAUGCCAAAAGAAGGACUUAAAGAACUACUCAAGAGUCUGAAUAUCAAACCAACAGCAUACGCUUAUGGCAGAACGAAAAUCUUCAUUAGGAAUCCACGAACGUUGUUUGACCUGGAAGAGAGACGUAAACAAGGAAUGAACCGCUUAGCUGUUAUCAUUCAGUCGAUUUUCAGGGGCUGGAGACAGCGAACACAGUAUCGAAAGAUGAAAGAAAGUGAAAUUAUCAUUGCCAAGUAUUACCGUGGAUUCAGAGAUCGACGUCUUUAUCUGAAGAAGAGAAGCGCUGCCAUUGUGAUUGCGUGUUAUGCCCGUGGCUGGAAGGCGCGGAAACUCUACAAAGCAAUGUUAUAUGAGAAGAAGUGCAUUUGGGCCGUUGGUGUUAUUCGGACUUACUUUUAUGGAUGGCAGGCCCGUAAACUUUACAGAUCCAUGGUUCUUGAAAAGAAGCGAAUCCAGGCCGCCACUACAAUAGCGGCUUACUAUACCGGCUGGAAGAUUCGUCGAUUGUACCAUCCCAAGUUCAGACGGAAUGCUGCUCCAAAGAUCAUGAAGUUCCUUCGACUCUUCUUGUGCUACAGAUAUCUCACCACACUAAAGAAGAAUCUGCCGUCUGUGUCACCCACGGAUACCCACUGGCCGUCAUCUUCACCCAUGUUUAGGAAGACUAAUGGGCUCCUCAAGGAUAUAUACCACUCCUGGAGAUGCAAGAAGUUCAGAGACCGUUGCUCUUCAGAAAGACGAGCGAUUUUGAAAGAAAAACUUCAAGCCAGCGAGGUGUUCAAAGACAAGAAAUCUUCCUACCCUUCCACGGUACCAGUUCCUUUUCAAAGCGAUCGUGCCAACCUCAUGGCAAAUCCAAAGUGGAAAAAGAACGCUAAGAACAACAACCUUCGCAUAGUGUGGGCGGACUCUGUGCUGAAAAUCAACAGGAAAGAUGGCAAGGCGGUGCCUCACAUCUUGACUGUUUCAGACUCAGAAAUGCUGGUGUUGGACCCAAAGUCAUUCCUAACAAAAUACAACGUGGACCUGGGCGAUAUCACGAGGAUCUCGGUGAGCCCGCUGAAGGACGGAGUCAUCGUGUUCCACAUUCGAACGGAUAAACAAGAUAAAAAUCAUCUGAAAGGCGACUUCAUGUUCCACACGGAGCACGUGGUGGAGUUAGUGGCUAAGCUGUUAGUUCAGGUUGAAUCUCAACAGGACAUGUCAGCCCCUGUGCACGUGUCUGACAGAAUCGCAGUGAACUUUGCGGGGUCUUCCGUGGAGCUUAACUUCAAGUCAGCGGAUAAAGAUCUUCCUCAGCCGUUGCUGUGCAGACGAAAAGGAGCUGUGGUGGAUGUCUUGGUGUGAACACUCACUUUUCACUGAAGUCAUCUCUCAGCGGUCGUGUGUCCGUUUAAGCCUGGUUCACACGAGCGACAUAACGACAUAAACAGAACGACUUAAGAAAGACGUUAUGUGGGUAUGUUUGUAGUGUGAACAUCCUGACAUAAUUCACACUAGCGACAUAACGACAUAAGUAAAAGAUCAGUUGAUCUUUA